Ipomoea nil (Japanese morning glory) is the source of this 751-nucleotide messenger RNA. RefSeq lists its product as uncharacterized. Lineage: Eukaryota; Viridiplantae; Streptophyta; Magnoliopsida; Solanales; Convolvulaceae. Gene Ontology annotation, cellular component: chloroplast thylakoid membrane; chloroplast inner membrane. The record is from RefSeq and is a predicted model, not a curated record. The transcript is spliced from 5 exons. Bases 149 to 628 code for a protein of 159 amino acids.
AUUACAUUCUUGCCUUCAUUUUUGGUGGAUAUUUUGGAAAGAAAUGUUUAUCAUCUAAAAGCUAAAAAGAUGGUUACCACUAGUAUUGAGCGCUUAAUCAAUCCAUCCCGUCCGUCCAUCAAUUGAACUGUAGUAACUGUUAGCUCUCAUGGCGACUGGCUUAGCUCCUUCUUCCGUCUCAGGUACAGCUCAUUUGAAGACACAUGAAGUUAGGUCUGCGAAGUCCUCUUCAUUUGUCAAGACAUCAGUAACAAUUCAGAGGAAGUUGAAUCAUCAAAAAACCAGUAGCAACUUCGCCAUUCGGGCAGAGUACAAGGAUCAGAGACGUGCUGGUGGCAGUGAAUUCAUUGCUGGACUCCUUCUGGGAGGUGCAAUAUUUGGAACGCUUGGAUAUGUUUUUGCCCCACAGAUAAGAAGAUCACUGCUAAAUGAAGAUGAAUCUGGUUUCAGAAGGGCCAAACGACCAAUAUACUAUGAUGAAGGUUUAGAGAAAACCAGACAGACCUUAAGUGAUAAGAUAGGCCAACUCAAUUCUGCAAUUGACAAUGUCUCUUCCCGGUUGAGAGGUAAGGACAAUAUGCCUCAAGUGCCCAUGGAGACUACUGACCCCGAAGAAGCCACCAUGUAAGAUCUACAUCAACUUAGUUCUGUUUUUGUACAAAUGGUAAUAGAAUAGAAUCCAGGAAACACAAAUUUUUUGCAGACUUUUGAAUGAAACUUAUUGCAUCAACACAGCAUAGUAUUUGAAUGA